AUGGAUCCGGUCGGUACAGACGAGAUUGGACCAAUUGCGUUGCUCAUGGAUGAGCUGCGGUCCGAGGACGUGCAACUCCGGUUGAACGCCAUUCACCGCGUAUCCACCAUCGCGCUAGCCCUUGGCCCCGAUCGCGCACGCGACGAACUUAUACCCUUUCUGCAAGACUCCGUAGACGACGAGGACGAGGUCCUUCUUGCGCUGGCAGAUGAGCUGGGCAAGAACUUUGAAGAAUAUGUGGGCGGACCGGAGUACGCUCACGUGCUGCUGGGGCCGUUGGAGAACCUGUCGGCGGUGGAGGAGACGCUCGUUCGCGACAAGGCCGCCGAGUCCAUAACUAAGGUUGCCGCCGUCUUGAGCCAACAGCAGAUCGAACAGUACUAUAUUCCCCUUCUCGAGCGUUUGUCCCGUGGCGAAUGGUUCACCUCCCGCACGUCGUCUGCCGCCCUCUACGCUCCCGUCUACGCCAAGGUCUCCACUACCAUCCAGGAUGCUUUGAGGAAGGGAUAUAGUGCGCUCGCCGCGGACGAUACGCCCAUGGUUCGCAGGGCAGCGGCAAAAUGGCUCGGUGCUCUUGUCAAAGAUCUGUCCAAGCCGCACGUCCUCAGUGACGGUCUUUCAAUCUAUCGUCGCCUCCAAUCUGACGAUCAGGACUCUGUGCGCCUGCUGACGGUCGAGGAUCUCGUGGCGAUCGCCCAGCAACUCACCCCGGCCGAGGUGCACGAGCAACUAUUGAAACAGAUCCGCCAAACCAUGACGGAUAAGAGUUGGCGCGUCCGUUACAUGGCUGCCAGCCAUUUUAACGAGCUUUCCGACGCUGUUGGGCAAGAGUUUGUCAGGGAGGAGCUCGUGGCGCAUUUUGUGGCUCUCCUCAAAGAUAACGAGGCAGAAGUUCGGACAGCAGCUGCGGGUCAAAUUCCAGGGUUUUGCAAGGCGCUCGAGAAGGAGGUCAUCAUCGCUCGCAUGAUCCCCUUCGUCCGUGACCUCUGCCAGGACCAGUCUCAGCACGUCCGGGCGGCGCUUGCGAAUCAGAUCACUGGCCUUGCACCUCUACUCGGCAAAGAUGCGACGAUCGAACACCUCCUCCAGCUGUUCCUCCACCUAUUGAAGGAUGAGUUCCCAGAAGUUCGCUUAAACAUCAUCAGCAAACUCGAUCAGGUCAACGAUGUCAUCGGCAUUCAACUUCUGGCCGAGAGCCUGCUUCCAGCGAUCGUCGAGCUGGCAGAGGACAAGGCAUGGCGAGUCCGCCAGGCGAUUAUCGAGUACAUCCCGCUCCUCGCGACGCAGCUCGGCAAGCCGUUCUUCGACGAGCAACUCGCCAAUCUUUGCAUGUCUUGGUUGGGUGACACGGUGUAUAGCAUCCGAGAAGCCGCUACCGUCAAUCUGAAGAAGUUGACUGAUGUCUUCGGCGUUGAGUGGGCUCGCACGGCUAUUGUGCCGAAGGUGGUAAACAUGGGAGCGCACCCGAAUUACCUCUACCGCAUGACCACCGUGCAGGCCAUUGGUACCAUCGCUCCGUCUCUCAACUUAGAGAUCAUACAGAACGAGAUUCUCGAGGCGCUUCUUCACCUCGCUACGGACACUAUCCCGAACAUCCGUUUCAACGUCGCAAAAUCAAUGGAGGUCCUUGCUGUUACGUAUGGCGCCACCCCAGAAGGCAAGGCGCUCAUCGCGGAGAAGGUCGUGCCCGUGCUCGAGGAGCUUAAAGCGGACUCGGACGCGGACAUUAUGAGGACAGCGUUCAGCGUUCAAGGAUGA
Peniophora sp. CBMAI 1063 is the source of this 1758-nucleotide messenger RNA. The record is from the annotation of a GenBank genome assembly. Lineage: Eukaryota; Fungi; Basidiomycota; Agaricomycetes; Russulales; Peniophoraceae.